Messenger RNA from Yamadazyma tenuis ATCC 10573, 2391 nucleotides. RefSeq lists its product as uncharacterized. Gene Ontology annotation, molecular function: Hsp90 protein binding. The record is from RefSeq and is a predicted model, not a curated record. Gene Ontology annotation, cellular component: cytoplasm. Lineage: Eukaryota; Fungi; Ascomycota; Pichiomycetes; Serinales; Debaryomycetaceae.
AUGAACGAGAUACACACCCAGUUGGAGAAUCUUGCUCUCGAUGACUUCAAGAAGGCUGUCCAGGUGUUUGAGGAUCCCACCGGUGCUGGCGAUGCCGCUACUGCUGAUACGCUUUUGAAGUACUCUCAGAGCCCUCCUACAUCAGCUGUUCUUUUGCAGCUCUUGCGAUCCAACAUCACAAAGUUUCUAAAAGGACUACACGCCAUCCACGACGACCACGGUGCCAUCCUCGUUAACCUACUCCUGGGGUGUCUGGACGAGCAGCAUCUAACGGCUCAGGUGCUCAACUCCAUCAAGUUGGUGUUGAAAAAUACCACCUCAUCCACCAAAACCUCAUGGAUUGAUUUCAACUUGAAGGUAUAUUUGGGGCUCGUGUCGGAGUUUGGGGUGGUGUUUCCCGCCCACCUCCCAGUAUUGUUGGCAUACUUGGCCCCCGAGGAAGAAUCUUCAGACGUGAACGCGGUGCUUCUCUUUAUAGUGGUGAAGAACAUCGAACUAAAACAGCAGGAGUCCUUUGAUGCCAUCGAUGGUUUCUUCGACUAUACUCUCGAAACGGGCGCAGGUACAAAGACGUUUUUGGCCUUUGUCAAGGCGUUGGAACUUUUGUUCCCCAUCUGCCCGCUGGUUUGUACUCGAGUCUACACUUCCAGUCUUUGUAGGGACCUUGUGUUGGAACACGUUAAAACAAUCACCCCCUCAUCUUUGUCACUUCCGAACCCCAGGGCCACUGCUGAUGGGCUUUUGAGGCUCGUGAGCAGCUCAUGCAUUGACGAUGACUGUCGAAAAUUCAAUGCUAAUAUCUACUUGGACUUGCUUAAAGUCGGCUCCGGCUUGGAUGCCAAUCAGUAUCCGUUGUUCAAGAUCUUGUCCGUGUUGUGCAUCGUGAAAUUAUGGAACUUCCUCCAAUUGGAAGCUGAUAGUCUGUUCAGCUUCUCGAUGGAUGGCUUAUUUGAUACCAGCAUUGAGUAUUUAAGAAAGGAGAACGAAGGUUUGGGAACUGCCAUUGAAGCCUUGGCAUACUUAACAUUAAACCCAUCUUUGCGCAACAGACUCCGGGCUGAUGAGUCGGUGGUGGACUGUUUAGUGCAGCUCAUCGGAAGAAGAACAGAAGUGAAAGACCAACUGCUCAAAAACGAUCAUUCUUCCACAGUGUACGGACUUUUGCUUAUAUUAUCAAAUGUGACACAAAUCAAAGAGAGCAGCCAGUCACAGGAAACCAAUACUGUCAACUACUUGAAACUGGUGGCCACUCCGAAAUCCACCACUGACACUACCAAGGAGAAUACGGAGGAUAUCCUCAACUUCAACAAGUCUUUACUUUUAGACCAUAGCAUCAUCGACACCAUUUCCAAGUUAAAAAUCAUAAGGGCCACCACCAAAAAAGGAAGCAACAACUCGGACCAGUUUGUGAAUAUUAUAUACUACAUCUCGUUGAACCAAGAGAAGAAGGUGAGGCAAGAGCUAGUCAAACAAGGUUCUUUGAACAUUCUUCUAGACUACUUGGUGCUGCAUAGCCAGGUACUACAGAAACAGCUGGGCCAAACCAGACCCAUUUCUUCUUCGGAUUCUCUUGUGGAAACAAGACUUCGGGCUAUACGUGCCUUGUGUAAGAUCUUGAUUCUGGUGAACCCGGCUUUAGCUUUCAAUAAGUACAGUGUUGUCACAUGUCUCCCGUUUUUGGUGGAACUUUUGGGGCCAGACAUAUCAACUUAUACCGGAAAGCUUCAAAGCAAUGCCAAUGAUGCUUACUUACAUGAUAACGUCACAAGUCUAGACAAGUAUGAAUCGUUACUAGCAUUAACAAACAUCUCGUCGAUGGCCGAUCCUAAAGAUGAAAUCAAAGACUCAAUCAUCACCAAAACCUUUGACAAGUUCCUCAAUAACUUUAUCAUUGAAGGAGACUCGCCAUUGAUCCAGACAGCAGCGUGGGAAUUGAUCUCUAAUUUGAUAAUGAAACCGCGGAUGCUUGUGAAGUUCUUCAAUGCUGACGACCAACAAUCUUUGAAGAGAUUGGACAUCUUGAUCAAGAUGUUGGAGCUGAAGGAUAUUCACCUUCAAACAACCUUGGCAGGUUUACUUGCAAAUGCCACUUCGGAGUUUGAUAUGAUUCCUCGUCUCUUAGUGGAGGUUGAUCAUUUAAGAAAAGAGCUUGUCGUCUCGUUUGUUCGAAUUUUCAACUCUCAGUCAGAUGACGAUGACUUGAUCUUAAGAUUGGUGUACGUUGUUCUUGACUUGGUGUACGCGGCUGCGAAUAUAGGCGAGACCCAAAUCGCCAAAUUUAAGCAUGAUCAAGCACUCAAAAGUGCUUUGGCCGGUGUUCUCAAGAAUAAUAGGAACGAGCAGAUUCUCGAGGUGGUGGUUGAAAUCAUCAAGUUCACCAAGUUCAAGUGA